AUGGAAUCCAUGAUGGCACAACAAGCAAUGGGCCCGGCCUUCUUCUACUACAGCCCAGACCCCAACCCAGAGAACAGGCACCACGGGCACUUCAUCCCUCACCCUCAGCCUCAAUCACACCACGCACACCCAUACGCACCCCACGCGAUGCCCCAACAGAUGCAGAUGUUCCCUCAGGUGCCGGUGCUCCCCUCGACACCACUGCCCUCAACGCCAGGCUUCUCCAGGCCCAGCUCUUCAUGCUCACAGCCGCCCAUGCACACCCAGGGAAAGCACAGCUUCACCAGUGCUCCCCAGCAACAGGUGCUCACCCCUCAGGCGUCCCCAGUCCGGGUUCACCAGGCCCUCCACAGGCCAACAAUUGUCCUGGACACGGUCAAGUUCGACGAAUCUGAGGGCAUGUGCUACCCCCAGACCCCACCACUGUCAGCCGCAGGCAGUGUCAUGGGCAGCCCUGGCAGCUGUGAUAUGCUGGCGACGCCUCUCAACCCCAUGUUCUCGGGCCUUGAGGGCACACCGAUGGGUAUCAAGGAGGAAGUCGAUGUUCUGCCCGUUGAGCAGUUCCCCAUGCUCGAGUGGAACACAUGCUCCUCGCCGCCAAUGACACCAAUGUACCUGCCCCAGCAGUCGCCAUACCAGGCACACGCCCAGGCGCAGGGCCCGGCUCAAGCUCAGGCACAGGCCGCCCAGCCCCAAUUCUGCGCAUCCGCGCCCGCAUCCCCUGCUCCGGGCCACCAGACCGACCUCGCCAUCACCAGCUCGUCUAUCUCGUGCCCAUCUCUCUCCCCCUGCCCCUCGCCCUAUGCCGCUUCAGAGCAGGGCCUUGACUUCUGCGAUCCUCGCAACCUGACCGUCGGCACCGUCAACCCCACCCUUGCACCCGAGUUCUCCGCCCUGCCAACCUUGUGCGCCGGUGACAACGAGGAGCAAGACCUUGUGCUCAGGGGCGACGCAUACGGCCAGCAGCAAACAUCUCCUGCGACCUCGCAGUCGGCCUCCGUCACCUCCUUCUCCGAGGUCACUCCCCCGGUCCCCCACGGCCUGCCAAUCUUUGACGACUUCUCCGACCUCGACUCCGAGGACAGCUUCGUCAACGGCCUCGUCAACCUUGGCGAGCAGCAGGCACAGGCUUCCCAGGCCAGGUCGCGAUCCAGCUCCGGCGCCACCUCCCACAGCUUCUCCGACUACUCCGAAUACAACGAUUCCUUCGGCAUGCCCUCGCCACCCGACUCAGCUGCAAGCAGCGGCGACGGCCACCGCCAGAAGCGGAUCAAGACGGAAGGCGCCGCAGAUGCCGAGCAGAGCAGCUCAGAGCACCAGCAAAGCACCCCCGAGCACCAGCACCAGAGUGGCAGCGCGGCCCCCGAGUCCACCACUCCCAACAACUGCGGUGGCUCAUCUGGCGCCUCCGACAACGGCAGCACCCCACAGGUUCCCCCUUCAGGCCCCAACCGUCGCGGACGUAAGCAGUCCCUGACCGAGGACCCCUCGAAGACAUUCAUCUGCGAGCUCUGCAACCGUCGCUUCCGCCGACAGGAGCACCUGAAGCGCCACUACAGGUCCCUCCACACCCACGACAAGCCCUUUGAGUGCAACGAGUGUGGCAAGAAGUUCUCGCGCUCCGACAACCUCACCCAGCAUGCACGCACCCAUGGAUCGGGCGCCAUUGUCAUGAACCUGAUCGAUGACCCCAACAUGGCUGCCGCGUACGGCCACCCACCACCAGGCAUGUCCUACGCGCCUGCCAUGAGCGGACCCCCAGGCCCAGAGGAGUACAGCCACUUCGGCAAGGUCCUCUUCCAGGUGGCCUCCGAGAUGCCCGCCAAUGGCAGCGACAUGUCGUCAAAUGAUGAGGACAGCAACGGCAAGAAGAAGAGGAAGCGAUCCGACUAG
Messenger RNA from Diaporthe citri, 1893 nucleotides. RefSeq lists its product as uncharacterized. Gene Ontology annotation, biological process: regulation of transcription by RNA polymerase II. NCBI's taxonomy places the organism in Eukaryota, Fungi, Ascomycota, Sordariomycetes, Diaporthales, Diaporthaceae. Gene Ontology annotation, cellular component: chromatin. Gene Ontology annotation, molecular function: RNA polymerase II cis-regulatory region sequence-specific DNA binding; DNA-binding transcription factor activity, RNA polymerase II-specific. The record is from RefSeq and is a predicted model, not a curated record. The transcript is spliced from 2 exons. The coding region runs from base 1 to 1893 and encodes 630 amino acids.